GCUCUCUAAGAUCAUCACCACAGUCUCUGUCUUUGCAACAGUUAUCAGUAGUACUAGCAGUGAUUCAUUCAGCUCAAUGGCACCCGGCAUCAACUCAAUGGCCUUCCUGGUUGUCGCCGUGCUAGUCUUGGCGGCGGCGCCAAUGGCCGUGGUGGCCGGCGACCCGGACAUCCUGACCGACUUCGUGGUGCCCAGGGACUUGCUAGGCGUGCCGCAGAACGUCACCGGCGACUACUUCACCUUCACCGGCUUCCAGGCCGCGCUGAACGCGACCAUGCCGAUGCCGAUGCCGACGCAGAACUUCACGGUGAACAAGGCCACCAUGAUGGAGUUCCCGGCGCUCAACGGGCAGAGCGUCUCCUAUGCCAUGCUCCGGUUCCCCUCCGAGUCCGUGAACCCGACGCACACGCACCCGCGCUCCGCCGAGCUGCUGCUCGUCAUCCAGGGCGCGCUCUCCGUCGGCUUCGUCGACACCACCGGCAAGCUCUACACGCAGGACCUUGACACCGGCGACAUGUUCGUGUUCCCCAAGGGGUUAGUGCAUUACCAGUCGAACCCGGGUCAGGGCCCGGCUGUCGCGCUCUCGGCGUUCGGGAGCGCCGCUGCCGGGACCGUGUCGGUGCCGGUCACCGUCUUCGGCACCGGCGUCGAUGAUGUUGUGCUGGCCAAGUCGUUCAAGACCGACGUGCCCACCGUGCAGAAGCUCAAGGCGGCGCUCACUCCCCCGGCCAAGAAGUAAAUUGAUGUGCUGAAUGCUGAUCUUGUUAAGUUCUUCCUCUUCGACGUGUCGUGUCAAGUCCCCGUGUGCAUGAAUUAAUAAGGCCAGAGACCACAAUUUAUGAUGAAGUAUGAUACAGAGCACCCAUGUGUUUACGUGUUAAUGCACGAGAGUGAAGUACUAUUAAGCUUUGUGAUGUGAGCGUGUGAAAUUUUAUCUGAUUUGGAUGUUAAGAUUGUGCCAUCGAUCGUCUGUUGAA
Messenger RNA from Brachypodium distachyon (stiff brome), 977 nucleotides. Its product is annotated as germin-like protein 9-3. Gene Ontology annotation, cellular component: cell wall. Gene Ontology annotation, molecular function: manganese ion binding. The transcript has a single exon. The coding region runs from base 77 to 739 and encodes 220 amino acids. The record is from RefSeq and is a predicted model, not a curated record. NCBI's taxonomy places the organism in Eukaryota, Viridiplantae, Streptophyta, Magnoliopsida, Poales, Poaceae.